UCCCCCUCCUCCUCCUCCUCCUCCUCCACCUCCUCCUCCUCCUCCCCCUCCUCCUCCUCCCCCUCCUCCUCCCCCUCCUCCUCCUCCUCCCUCCUCCCCCUCCUCCUCACAGCGCAGGGAACAGUCGAGAAACUGGAGACAGGAAACUGGGUCAGGAAGCUUCCGGGACGAAAGACAAUUUGA
Messenger RNA from Penaeus chinensis, 183 nucleotides. RefSeq names its product putative protein TPRXL. The annotation marks the transcript as partial. The transcript is spliced from 3 exons. The record is from RefSeq and is a predicted model, not a curated record. NCBI's taxonomy places the organism in Eukaryota, Metazoa, Arthropoda, Malacostraca, Decapoda, Penaeidae.